CGUUAGAAAACGCUGUGUACUUUACCUCCAAGUAUAAUAUAUUUGUUGUGUUUGUUUAGUGCCAGAUAUGGACACAAACGCAUCAUUGAUGCAGAACUGCUUUAAUAACUUCAUAACUAAUAACAGUUUUGUCUCCAAUUGUUACGAAGACUUCAAUUCCAACUCUCCCUCAUCUGAAGAAGCGGACCAAAUAGUGCCCGAUUGCUCUCCAAUCACUUCAUCUAACUUUACUAAUACUAUCAGUGUUUCGCCACUUUUCCCAAACAAUUCAAACAUUUGGUCUAAUAAUUCAUCACAAGAAGAAUUUCAGGAAAAGAGUAAUCGAUUGCAGAAGUGGUCGGAAACUGCUGUAGAAGUGAAUGAUAUGAAAAAGUUGGAGAACUUCAACGAUUUGAAUCUGCAAUCGUCUCAACUCUCGAGUACUCAAGUUAUGCAUCACUUGUCAUCAAUUCAAGCAAAUGAUUGCCAUUUGAAACACAGAAUCCUAAGGACUAAUCAACACUCAGAGACCGAUGAGUUCUUUGAUUCUCAACUCAAUAACCAAAUGCUUUACAACACUCCGCAACUGCAACCACAGCAACAGCUUAUCACACAUUCCCAUCAGUUAAGACCUAAUCCGCAACAGUAUCACAAUGGCCUGCCAUCACAUCCCUCUCAACAGUACAAUAAUAUGAACAAUAUGUUAGUUCAGGACAAGAUGUGGGAAGACAUCACUGCCAGCAUUUGCGAUGACUUCGUGUCCAUUAAACAGGAACCAACUCUUCAACACAAUCCCAGAUAUCAGACAAAUACCAAUACCAUUGAAUCCAAUCAUGCAUUACAAUCAAACCCUCAACCUCUGCACCCGUCGUAUAUGAGACACUCGUCUAAUAUCCAGUCCUCCUCUCAGUCAUUGUAUGGCAAUAUUAUGAACACUUCAUUCAAUAACAAUGUUAUGUCAACCAAUCUGUCCUCUAAUAUGCCGUCCGUUCAUCACUCCAAUCGAGUUCUGCUUUACUUACCGCCCACUCCUCCCAACUCAGAGCCCGGAUCGCCGUCCACUCAACAGCAGCAACAAAGACAACAACAACAACAACAGCACCCGCGCCCCCACCCCUCCCAUCCAACUCCAGUCUCUAAUCAACCCCAUAGACGGACACCUCCGCCGCCGUAUAACACUUGCGGCACCACUAAUGAUGUACUUCACCACCAAAUGACAGCGAUGUCACCCGCCGUUCAUCUGAACAGCGCUCGGAUGUCAAACUCUCACUCCCAGCAGAUCUCACACCAGUCGGGAACCAACGCUCUAACUGUUCCUCAGCCGCGAUAUAAUCGCAGAAAUAAUCCGGAGUUAGAGAAGAGGCGAAUCCAUCGAUGCGAUUAUCCCGGAUGUACUAAAGUCUAUACAAAGAGUUCUCACCUGAAGGCCCACCAACGCAUACAUACAGGUGAAAAGCCAUAUAAAUGCCAUUGGCCUGAAUGUCAGUGGCGUUUCGCCAGAUCUGAUGAGUUGACCCGACACUACCGCAAGCAUACCGGAGCCAAACCAUUCAAAUGCAAAGUUUGCGAACGAAGUUUCGCUCGUUCUGACCAUUUGGCUCUUCACAUGAAAAGACAUCUUCCGAAACAACACAAAUAAUAUGGACAUCAAAAUCGCCUCCCAUUCCAACCCUCACUGCCCUCACUGUCCCAUCCAUUCCAUACAUUUCUCAUCGAUUUAAUCUUUCACAUCAAUUCAAUCCAACCGCUCAUCCCAUUGAACAUUGGGUUCAUAUGUGCCUUAUUUGGUGCACUUAUAACAUAGAAAUGCCU
Molecule: messenger RNA, 1791 nt
Organism: Medioppia subpectinata
Lineage: Eukaryota; Metazoa; Arthropoda; Arachnida; Sarcoptiformes; Oppiidae
Source: the annotation of a GenBank genome assembly